AUGAAUCACCCAGAUGACGCGUUUCUGAUGAGCUCUGAAAUCGAAGACGAUCUUGUGAUCGAAGAAGAGCAAGACCGUGAAGCCACCCCAUCCGAGCCCUCCACAUCAUCUGCAAAUUCUUCGAAUGUAUACAAUUUGGACAUUGAAAUAGACAGGAUCCUGAAUACUCCGUGGUACGAUUUGACUCCGGACCAAGCGGAAGUGAUCCACCGUCUCGUCUCGAGAAGUGAAGCGCUCAGUGACGUGGACCUGCGGAAUUCAAUUGAAGAUUCGUUGCUGGAACUGGCAAUGAUUCGCGGUCGGAAUGCGGAACUUUCUCAGCAAAGUGAGUUUAGUUUACACUCUGAAAACAUCUGCUUCUAUUUCAGACUAG
Molecule: messenger RNA, 373 nt
Organism: Caenorhabditis sp. 36 PRJEB53466
Lineage: Eukaryota; Metazoa; Nematoda; Chromadorea; Rhabditida; Rhabditidae
Source: the annotation of a GenBank genome assembly